Molecule: messenger RNA, 3442 nt
Organism: Osmerus eperlanus (European smelt)
Lineage: Eukaryota; Metazoa; Chordata; Actinopteri; Osmeriformes; Osmeridae
Product: serine/threonine-protein kinase PAK 6-like
Exons: 11
Coding region: 493-2520 (675 amino acids)
Biological process (GO): regulation of MAPK cascade; protein phosphorylation; intracellular signal transduction
Cellular component (GO): cytoplasm
Molecular function (GO): ATP binding; protein serine/threonine kinase activity
Source: RefSeq, a predicted model, not a curated record
AGGGUGGCGUGAGAAAGGAGCAGUGAAGAAAAAAAAGGAAGCUACGCUCCACUGACAAAAGGGCUAGGUGAAGAGGGGGAGGAGAGAUACGGGGAUAGAGUAGUCAGCAACAACCAUGUGGCAAACGGUGACCGAUUAAGGAGAGGAAAGAUAGAACCACAGAACACCUGGGGUAAGGACAGGUCUACACUAGGAAUGGACACAGGCGGCCCCACCUGACGCUGUCCGUUCCCUCUACCAGUGUUUCUCGUUAAAACUACUAAACAGCCAGGAAAGCAUGGAAUAGACAGCCUCACGUCCUAAUUAAAGUUCAGACAGCCAGAAGGAGGGGGAGGGACAGACCAACAGGCAGACGACAGAGAGCUCGAUUCUACAGGCCUGUACGGGACUGAGGAACUUGGAAAGGGACAGAGGUGGACAAGCCCACAUAAAUACAGGGGUCCAUCUCACAUACCCCAGGCUUUCCCCUUCUGCUCUGCCGGCUGUCUCGGAAUGUUUCGGCGCAAGAAGAAGAGGAGGCCUGAGAUCUCGGCGCCACGGGAUUUCGAACACCGCGUCCACACGUCUUUCGACACGGCCAAGGGCUGCUUCGUGGGGCUACCACCUCAGUGGCAGAGUGUCAUAGAAACCCUGAGAAGGCCCAAACCAGUGGUGGACCCCUCUAGGAUCACCAAUGUAGAGCUUCGGCCUAAGAAGACUAUGGUGCGGGGGAGUUUCAUCGGACAUGGAGACUACAUAGCUCAGGUCAUCGCUGAGAUGACCAAAGUUUCCGUCACCAGCUCCAACUCCCUCCGAAGGAGCAGUCCAUCAGCACGGAAACGAGCCCAAUCCAUGGGCCGCCUGGGCGAGCUCAUCGAGGGAGACACGUAUGAAUACCAACUACAGACCCUCCAUAAAGCUGGAGGGAACUCUACCUGCUGGCAGGAUAGGGUAAGGCAAGUGCGCAGCGAAAGCGGUAGCCCCAAACUCGUCUCCAAGAAGAGCUCCACCCUGCAGCCCAAUGGGGUACUGCCAAGGGCGAAAUCAUCGUACGAGAUGGAAACAUCCUCAAUUGGUAAUCCAGCGCUACUACCACGGACAUCAAUCUCAACCACACCAAGAGAAGGCGGGACUAUGGGUCAUCGGACUACGGAUAGGCUGGGAAAACAGACAAAUAUGGACAGGACAGCCAAUCAGAGGCCAUCUUCCUGCGUCUAUAACUUGCAGACUGGAAAACAGGCUGGGGCGAAUGUUAGGGCCAAGCCAGCCGUCAAUCACAUGCCCGACCUACUCUCCACAUCCAAGGAAAUGCCCAGGAGACCUCACUCAUCCUAUGACCUGAAGGUGAACUCCUCUGGCUUUUCUCCACUGCCCCUACCCAAUGGCACCAGCAGCCCAAUAGCAGGUCGCGAACGAACAAACAGACCAUUGCGCCCCUCUUCCAGCUGCACUAUCGGCCUGUCCCCCGUCAUAAACACGGGCCAGGACGCCUCCCAAUCCCUCCUCCCCAAACAAGAUAGCCCUUCCCAACCUAGGCCUUCACCCACAGGCUCCCCAGCCACCAGCUCUGUCAGAGGAUAUGCCCCCUCUCUCAGACCGGCCCAGCAGGCCAAACUCAGGCCCGGUCCGGAGCCGGAAACAGCCAAGGUGACCCACGAGCAGUUCAAGUCAGCCCUUCAGAUGGUGGUGGACAAAGGUGACCCGCGAAUCCUGCUGGAAAACUUUGUGAAGAUCGGAGAGGGCUCCACCGGGGUGGUCUGUAUCGCCCGGGAGAAGCACAGUGGGCGGCAGGUGGCGGUGAAGAUGAUGGAUCUAAGGAAGCAGCAGCGCAGGGAGCUGCUCUUUAAUGAGGUGGUCAUUAUGAGGGACUACCGUCACCAGAAUGUAGUGGAGAUGUACAGGAGUGCCCUGGUAGAGGAGGAGCUAUGGGUUAUCAUGGAGUACCUGCAGGGCGGUGCUCUGACCAACAUUGUUAAUGAAACCAGGUUAAAUGAAGAGCAGAUAGCCACUGUGUGUGAGGCUGUUCUGCAGGCCCUAGCCUAUCUGCACUCCCAAGGGGUGAUACACCGAGACAUCAAAAGUGACUCCAUAUUGCUUACUUUGGACGGAAGGAUCAAGCUAUCAGACUUUGGAUUCUGUGCACAGAUCAGCAAAGACAUCUCUAAGAGGAAGUCCCUGGUUGGAACCCCCUACUGGAUGGCCCCAGAGGUCAUCUCAAAGACGCCAUAUGGAACUAAGGUGGACGUCUGGUCCCUGGGCAUCAUGGUGGUGGAGAUGGUGGACGGAGAGCCGCCCUACUUCAGUGACACACCAGUGGCAGCUAUGAAGAGAUUAAGAGAUGAGCCGGCACCAACUGUCAAGAACACACAGAAGAUUUCUCCUGUGUUGAAGGACUUCCUGAACUGCAUGCUAACCAGGGACCCUGAGGAGCGUGCUAGUGCCAGCGACCUGCUGGAACACCCGUUUCUCCUGCAGAGCGGCUCGCCUCGGUGUUUGGUGCCCCUGGUGGAGCAGUACCGCAAACGCAUGUCUCGCAGCUGACCUGGUGGAGCCGACAACCUAAAGCAGAACCCAAUGACUUCUGAGCCUCUGUUAAGUCCCAUAGCCGAGUAAACAGGAAUUUAAGAGAAAGCACUUGGGGGCGAAAAGCCUUCUUUUCUUCACAUAGCUUCAUAGUACCUUUUGCAUACUCUCAUUCUCUCCUCUCUUCUCUUAAUUUCAUGAAUUUUUCAUGUUUAUACCGCAUGUCUGCGGUGUUGUCAGAGGGCCACUGAUCGAUAACCAUUUACUGACAUUGCACAUCUUAUUACAUCCGAUCAGCAUUCCUUUCCUUAUCUAAACUUUCCUGUAUCUCUCAUAACAUUUCUGUACCUGUCCCUUUGUAAAUAUGAAAAGGCUAUAUAUUUUUACAUUUCAGAGUUGUUCAUCAAAAGUAAAAUGCAAGUUUGCACAAUUUAACAUUGUGUUACUAAUAAAUGGCCAACAACAUGUAAUAACGUUUUGUAUGUUUGCAUAUUGUAAAUGUGAAUAAAUCAAAUGUUAUCGAAUCUUUCUAGUGAUUUCUUGUGGGCAAAGUCUUAGUUAAUUCAUCAGUAUUGUUAUUGACGUGUUGAACUCGCUACGAUCUUAACAGAUAUUCGAACACAGUUGUUCACCAGUUAAGGUUUUGUAGGUCAGGUCUGACAGCGCAAAUAAUAUGUAUUGUAUUCCAAAUGUACUUCUUUCAAUUAACAUGUGGUAUAGUUGUGUCUUUCAAUCAAUAGGAUCACUAACAGUCAAACAUUACAUCACGAAACAUACAAAGAGGAAACAAAGAUUCUAAGGGAAUGUGUAGAAACCUGUUCCUAGGACCAUGAGAAAAACCUGAGUUUAUGAUGAAAUAUUGUAAUCACCUACAAGACAGUAUAACAAACAGCCUCUGGUAUCAACCUGAGACACUCCUCUGUGAAGCGCAUUGUGUUGC